Larimichthys crocea (large yellow croaker) is the source of this 1874-nucleotide messenger RNA. RefSeq names its product formiminotransferase cyclodeaminase N-terminal like 1 (gene ftcdnl1). The transcript has 6 exons. The record is from RefSeq and is a predicted model, not a curated record. Lineage: Eukaryota; Metazoa; Chordata; Actinopteri; Sciaenidae. Bases 397 to 1389 code for a protein of 330 amino acids. Gene Ontology annotation, molecular function: transferase activity; folic acid binding.
CGUUAAACCGAAACACCGACUCUCGACAUGUCCACUUUUCAUUUUAUAAUCACGAUAAUGUAACAAACUGACGCUUUAAAUGACGUCGUUUUUUCUGUUUACUGGUUGAAACAACUAAAAAUGAAUUAAACCGAAGACUUGCAUUUCACACAACGUGAACAAACACAGACUAACACUCUGACUUGCAAACAGGAGUGAACCAUCUUGCCCUGAACUCUCACUCACUCUUUAGCCACGCAUGCUAAACCUGUGAGCUUUCUCCUGCAUGUAUCGGUGACAGCUGCAUUGAAGUUUGUUGUUUGAAAUAAGUGAACUACGCAUUUUUCCUGCGGUACAGCACCAGAGAAAGUACUGCACAUGUCAGUGCUGAAAGAACAUUUAAUAUAACGCAAAAACAUGGCCUCAAGUUCUUUGGGCAGAAGACUGGCAGCUUGUCUUCUCAAUGUUUCCGAAGCUCAUAGGAAAGACCUGGUGGAGACUGUGGCAAAGGCAGCCUUAUACGACACUGAAGGGAUUAGACGAAAGGGGACAGCAGUGCUGAACAUCUUUAAUGACCAGGACUACAACCGCUCUGUCGUCACUAUCGUGGCCAGUAUCGACUCGAUCAGGGAGGCGGUGCUGUCCGCGUGCGAGAAAGCCUGCGGUCUGAUCGACAUGCGCACUCACAUCGGGGUCCACCCUUGUAUGGGUGCCGUUGACCUCAUACCCAUCUACCCCCUGGGGGAGGAGGUGGGAGUGGAGGACUGUGCUAAAGAGGCUCAGGCUGUGGCUCAGGGGCUUACAGAGCAGGUCCAGGGCACCAGUGCCUUCCUGUUUGGCUGGGCAGACGUCCCCCUUGAGCGGGGGCUGGCGCAGAGGAGGAAGGAGAUGGGCUGGUUCAAGAAGAUUCCAGACUUGCAGGCGAUCAGGCCUGAUGUGGGGCCACAACCACAGAAAAGAUUUGGCCUCACAGGUGUUGGUGCCAGUCCGUAUGUCAUGAACUGCAAUGUCACUAUCGACACUCAGGACAUCACCAUAGGACGCAGCAUUGCCACAGCCAUCAGGGAGUCGACCCCGGGGGGCUUGCCUGGGGUGCAGGUGCUAGCUUUGCCUCAUGAGGGUGCUGUGGAAAUUGCCUGUAACGUGGAAAGUGUGAAGGGAGCCCCACCUAGUAACAUGACUGCAGGAGAACCAUGGCCAUCUUUCAGCAUCAGCGGUCAGCUGUACUGUCAUGUUCCAGCUUCCCUCAUCACGAUGAGGGUCGCAGAGCUGGCAGGGAGGCAGGGUGUUGGAAUGAAGGGCACCGCAUUGGUGGGGUUCACCCCCCAUGAGUGCAGGAACCUGGCAGAGUUAGCGCUAACUCAAGGGAUUGCUGAGUUCUGGAAAGAUCAGCGCAGGAUCCGCAUGUGAAAAUGAACCCUUGCUAAAAACCAGUGAAACCUCAAGCAACAGAACAUCAUAUUUGUUGGUUGUAUGUCUGUUUGUUAAGCCCCACUCUGCUACCACUGCUAACCAGUGGUGGAGGAAGUAUUCAGAUCUAAAAGUACUAAUACCACAAUGUGAAAAUGCUGCACUACAGGUCAAAGUUUCAUGAGCUUAUAAAAACAGCCUGUUUUCAGCAUUUUCAUCAGUUAAUGAGGAGAUAGAAAAGAUGUCUAAGCUCCAAUGUAAAAACAUCUUCACUCCCACACAGUGAAAGUGAACCUGCAAUCCCACACACUGAUGGAGUUAGUUAAUAACACACUCUUUGGCUUUGGAAGCAAGCUCGUUAGCCAGAGAUGCUCAUGUUUGUGACUAAUGUUAGAGCAGGCACAGUUGAACCCAUUUUUUUACUUUCACUGUUUCAACUUGUGGAGAAAUUCAAAGCUUGUUAUUAAUUAACAACAUUAGCAAUG